Molecule: messenger RNA, 885 nt
Organism: Synchytrium microbalum
Lineage: Eukaryota; Fungi; Chytridiomycota; Chytridiomycetes; Synchytriales; Synchytriaceae
Exons: 2
Coding region: 1-885 (294 amino acids)
Source: RefSeq, a predicted model, not a curated record
AUGUCACGUAAAUCAUCAUCAUCAGGAGCAUCCUCACGGGCAUCUACAUCAACACUCAAGCAAGAAAAUACCAAACGACACAUCAAAUCACCAACAUCAUCAGUCCCCAUACAAUUCAAAAUCAAGACAUUUAGCAGUGAAGCCUUCCGUCCAUUUACAAUAUCAAGCCAACCACCACCUUUAACACCAUUACCGCCAUCGAAUCGUCCUUCUACGCCUCCUUCACGAGGUUUGAUUGCGUCACAGCAGAGACAUCGACAACAGCAACAGCAGACACAUCAAAAGCAAGUAUCAGGGAAGCAGAAAAAUGGAGAAUUGACAUCUACAGACGAGGCAUCAGAAAAGAAUGGCAUCAUAAUAAUCCCACAUACCCACCACCACGGAAAAUACCACCACGAAGAACGAUGCGCACACGAACUACCCAACAAAAGGGAUGAAUUUAAAAUUAUCUCAGAGGGUCCUAGUGCACCACGUCCACAUGAAGAAGCACGGAAACUCUCUCCUCCUGUUAAUAUCGACACCCAACCUAUUGUAUCAACCAGAUCCACACCCAAACAACGAAGAAUGGAUACAACUGGAUCAAAAUCAUUCAACGAUGUAUUGAGAUAUGGAAACCGUGGGGAUGGAAGGGACUGGCAGCGUCCGGUAUCAUUGGUGGUGCGUCAGAGUGUUGUUUCAGGGAAUGCUAAAGAGUUGGCAAAUCGGGAUACGUCUGCUGUUAUUCAGGCACCGAAUGAUUCACAUUUCUAUCUCUCUGAACAAGAUCGAUUCUCCAGCACUGGAUUUGUAGACCGGGACUCGAUACGUGCCAAACAAACACAGGCAAACAAGCUCAAAUAUCACAUCAAGGACAAGAAUCUAGGAAACUUGGCACAGCUCGCUUAA